This is a messenger RNA of Mus pahari (shrew mouse), 1024 nucleotides long. RefSeq names its product interferon alpha-inducible protein 27-like protein 2B. Gene Ontology annotation, biological process: apoptotic signaling pathway. The record is from RefSeq and is a predicted model, not a curated record. Bases 7 to 960 code for a protein of 317 amino acids. The transcript is spliced from 6 exons. Gene Ontology annotation, cellular component: mitochondrion; membrane. NCBI's taxonomy places the organism in Eukaryota, Metazoa, Chordata, Mammalia, Rodentia, Muridae.
UUUGUCAUGCCUGGAGAGAGCUGGGGAAAUCGAAACGUAUCUUAUUGGCUGUCUUCAGUCACUGGGUGUGUCUUCCUGCACAGUGGACUUGUCCGGCCUGGAGGGAGGAAAGGAAAUCGAAACUUAUCUCAUCCUCUAGUUUACAUCAUUGGAUUUGGUUCCUGUUUGGAAACUUUACUGAUCCUCAUGGCAUUUUCGGGUACAGGGACACUGGUGGCUUCCAUUGUCUCCAAGAUGACAUCUUCAGCAGCCAUGGUCAAAGCUGGAGGGGCAGUCUCUGGCACCAUUCUAGCUGGUUCGAAGGGGCUCAUCCUGUUAACACAGAGUGCCCUGGGCUCUGCAACAUCUGCUCUUGGAGCACUGAAGGUUGGCACCAUUUUAUCUUGGUUCCCUGCCUCCGCCUUGGCUGCUUCCCCCAUUGGAGCCAAGGCUGCUGUCACUGUGCUUGGGGGAGCCAUGACAGUAGCUGCUGUACCACCUGCGCUGAGUGCUGUGGGCUUCACCUCAUCAGGAAUUGCAGCCUCCUCUCUAGCAGCGAAGAUGAUGUCCUUGUCAGCUAUUGCUAAUGGGGGCGGAGUCCCAGCUGGUGGCCUAGUGGCCAUUCUGCAGUCUGCUGGAGCUGCUGGCCUCUCCAUGCCAUCUACUGUCCUUGUGGGCUCUGCAGGGUCUGCCGUUGUGGCCAGUGCCAUGAACAUCUGUGAGAAUUUCUACCCUUUUCUCAUGGGAUCAGAGGUGGCAGACAUGGCAACAGAGGUGGCAGACAUGGGAUCAGAGGUGGCAGACAUGGCAACAGAGGUGACAAACAUGGGAUCAGAGGUGGCAGACAUGGCAACAGAGGUGGCAAACAUGGGAUCAGAGGUGGCAGACAUGGGAUCAGAGGUGGCAGACAUGGCAUCGGAGGUGGCAGACACUUUAACAGAAGAGGCAUUGCCCAACUUGUCUAACACAGAGAAGGAUUAAUUAACCCCCAGGCGAACUCUCCUAACACAUAUUGCCUAGGUGGAUAUAAGAAAUAAAGCCAAGU